AUGCAGGGGUGGAGCACAGCUAGAGCCGAUGACGGCGGCGAUUGCAGGGAGGAACGGAGAGGACACCUGCGACGGAGAUGGCACGGAGGAACGGAGCUUCAACGGAUGGCGAUGGAGGAUUUGGCAGUGUGCAUCGAUGAGAAAGAAAAAGGUGGAGGCGUGGUAGAGAGAAGAAAAGAAAGACGUGAACUAGGGCAGUUUUCUAACAAUCCAUCUAUGUUCUCGAUACGAUUCCGCUAUGGUGGAGUUUUUACGAAGUUUCCAGGACGCAAAUACAUCAAAGGGAAGAUGAAAUAUAUUGAUGACAUUGAUAGUGACUUGUUCUCGGUGCAUGAUAUGGAUGAGAUGAUGGAAUUGCUUGAUUGCGUGGAACCAGGGGAUGGUCCUAGUGAAGAAGCCCUUGUUUUUUAG
Messenger RNA from Lactuca saligna, 411 nucleotides. The record is from the annotation of a GenBank genome assembly. Lineage: Eukaryota; Viridiplantae; Streptophyta; Magnoliopsida; Asterales; Asteraceae.